This is a messenger RNA of Hypomesus transpacificus, 4215 nucleotides long. RefSeq names its product tubulin tyrosine ligase-like family, member 1 (gene ttll1). Gene Ontology annotation, molecular function: tubulin-glutamic acid ligase activity; tubulin binding. Gene Ontology annotation, biological process: protein polyglutamylation; microtubule cytoskeleton organization. The transcript is spliced from 10 exons. The record is from RefSeq and is a predicted model, not a curated record. Bases 299 to 1573 code for a protein of 424 amino acids. Lineage: Eukaryota; Metazoa; Chordata; Actinopteri; Osmeriformes; Osmeridae. Gene Ontology annotation, cellular component: cilium.
UAGGUUAUUCACCCGGAAGAGUACAAAUCGGUCUCAUCUUCCAGAUGACUCGGUAGAUCAAUAAAACUGCAUGAGCUACGCUAACAACCAUGCAAACGUGAUUUUUACCAAAAACAUAGAUGGUUCUUAUACAGAGGAUUUACGCAUUCUUUAGGGAGCAUUUAGGGAACACCUUUUCGUCAAAGCGUCACUUUGCCGUGACUGGAUCAUCUUCAGGUUUUGCAGUUGUAGCAGGGUGGAUCCACACAUCAGAUGUUGAUGACCGGUUGUUUCUCAAGAUCAAUUUGCAGGAGGUAUCAUGGCUGGUAAGGUAAAAUGGGUGACUGACAUUGAGAAAUCUGUGCUCAUCAACAACUUUGAGAAGAGAGGAUGGAUACAGGUCACAGAAAGCGAGGAGUGGAACUUUUACUGGAUGAGCAUCCAGACCAUACGGAACGUGUUCAGCGUGGACACUGGUUACCGCCUGUCGGAUGACCAGAUGGUCAACCACUUCCCCAACCACUAUGAACUGACCAGGAAGGACCUGAUGAUCAAGAACAUCAAACGUUACAGGAAGGAGCUGGAGAAAGAGGGCAGCCCACUGGCCGAGAAGGACGAGAAUGGGAAGCACAUCUAUUUAGAUUUUGUGCCAGUGACGUUCAUGCUCCCGUCCGAUUACAAUCUGUUUGUGGAGGAGUUCCGGAAGAGUCCGUUGAGCACGUGGAUCAUGAAGCCUUGUGGGAAGGCCCAGGGGAAGGGCAUCUUCCUCAUCAACAAGCUGUCACAGAUCAAGAAGUGGUCCAGAGACAGCCGCACCUCCACGUUUGUGGCGGCCUCUAGUGGCAAGGAGGCCUACGUCAUCUCUUUGUACAUCGACAACCCACUAUUGAUUGGAGGCAAGAAGUUUGACUUGCGUCUCUACGUACUGGUGACCACCUACCGGCCCCUCAAGUGUUACAUGUACAAACUGGGCUUCUGUCGGUUCUGCACCGUCAAGUACACCCCCAGCACCAGCGAAUUGGACAACAUGUUUGUGCACCUGACCAACGUGGCCAUCCAGAAACACGGGGAUGACUAUAACCAUGUUCAUGGCGGUAAGUGGACGGUGAGUAAUCUACGAUUGUACCUGGAAAGCACCAGAGGGAAGGAGGUCACCAGCCGACUGUUCGACCAGAUCCACUGGAUUAUGGUUCAGUCCCUGAAGGCAGUCGCCCCUGUGAUGAACAAUGACAAACACUGCUUUGAGUGUUAUGGGUAUGACAUCAUCAUUGAUGACAAGCUUAAGCCUUGGCUGAUUGAGGUAAACGCCUCCCCGUCACUGACCUCUAGCACAGCCAAUGACCGUAUCCUGAAGUACAACCUCAUUAAUGACACACUCAACAUUGUCACUCCUAACGGGGACAUUCCUGACUGCCGCUGGAACCGUAGCCCACCUCGAGAGGCCCUAGGCAACUAUCAAGUCCUGUAUGAUGAGGAGCAGGCGAUGAGCGAGAACGCGGAGCGGGACCUGCGGAGUCGUUCCGGCCAAUCCCUGGGGUCCAAGGGCACAAAGGGCGGCGCCGGCCUACGACCCACAGCUGCCACCUGGAAGUGAAAUCACCUCUUCAGGGGUCACCUCCUUGGUGCACUUUCUGUUGGAUCAGAGGGGCGGGUGGAGUUUAAGGGUGGGGAGAAAGAACCACCCAGACUAUGCCCCCCCCCCCCAACACCACCAGGGAAGACUAGUCCUCAGCCUUGCUCAUUACACUGACAGACAUAUAGAACCCCCCUUCCCUCAAUACACACACACUCCCUCCCCUCCCCAAACUUGGUCCAGCCUGCAUGACAUCGCACAACACAUACAUACAACUGAGGGGGUGAGGGGUUUUGAGGGGGUGCAGUUUUGAGGGGGUUACAGUGUGUGUGCAGUUGUGUGUGGCUGUGUAAAAGGGAUAAAAAUAGCGAGAAUUACAGAAAUACAAAGUGCUGAGUUACUGUUGGCCUCUGGCUGAGAAUAGGUGACCAGAGUGUGAGUCUAUGUACAUCAGUCCAAAAAAGUUGACUGUUUUCAGUUGCAACUAUGCAUGUCUAAGGACACUUUCACCAUUCUGUAAGCCUGUUCAAGACAGCGUUAAACAGCAGUUAAAGCCAGAUAGAAAAUUGAAUAAACAGAUGUAGAAUUGGUGUUAUUGUGUUGCGUACAUUAAAACUUUACUGAACUGUAAAGCAACCCAUGUAGAAAACUGGGCUGUACACAAAAUAGCAUUUACUGUUUCAAUCUUUUAUACUGCAUUAAAGGGGAGGCUUUUUCAGGAUGACUGAUGUGUUUACAUUUAAAGUUUUGUCACAAUGUUUUUUUAAUUCUUAUUUUUAAUGAAUAGGGGAAUACAUACUGCUAUGAUGUAAACAGUGACUACUCCAAUGCUUUGAGUACUUCAGAGCUUUACAGAAAAUGUCUAUUAUGUACAUGCCUAUUUUUGUACAGUUUGUUAUAGGUAGAUGAAUAUGUCUCUGUAACUCCCUUGUAACACUGGAAUCCUUCACCUGGAAAUUUGUUAUUUUUUUGCUAUAAUUUCUUCCUAUACGUUUCUGUGGAAAAAAAGAAUGUUUGUGAAAAAGUUACAUUUUUUACAUUUUGUAUUAACUGUGUACACUGAUUAACAAUUCGAUUUAAAGGUCCCAUGGCAUUAAAACGUCACUUUGAGUUUUUUUUUUACAUUAAUGAGUUCCCCUAACCUGCCUAUGGUCCCCCAAUGGCUAGAAAUUGCAAUAAGUGUAAACCAAGCCCUGGGUAUUCUGCUCCGCCUUUGAGGAAAUUAAAGCGCAGAUGGGCCGAUCAGAAAUGUUCCCCUUAUGUCGUCAUAAGGGGAAAGGUUACCUCCCCUUUCUCUGCUUUGCCCGGCCACAGAAUUUGGCCCGCCAAUGAGAAAAUUAGCUACAACCCUGUGAGCACAAUAUUGUUUUUUCCUCGAGAGACAUCAUAGCUUGCAAACAACCGAAGCAUGGCAGUUAGCCCCGCCUCUCUCCUCAUAGCAUUUAAAGCUACAGACAAAGAAAUGGCACGUCCUAAGGAAAGCUCAUUGACUGCCCGUAGUGGCUGAAUUUCGGAAAGACACUUCAGAUAUAGUUUUAGGGGACCACUAAGGCCUAUAUAAAAGCAUCCAAAAACAGCAUGUCAUGGGACCUUUAAGUAUUUUAGUUAAGGUUAGAACAUGAUAAAGGAUUAUGCUUCAAGAUAAAAUGUCAAAUUAGUGUAUAGAUACCAUACAGUUCAAUUGAAGCCACUGCAUUUAUAUGAAUGCCACAAAUUAUUUUGUUGAUGUGGUUAGUUUGACCAAAAACCAUUGACAAAUUCAGUAUUCACUUACAAUGCUUGACUUAAUCCAUUGAAGGUGGAUUAAAUGAGUAAACUAAUGCCACUACAAGAAAACAAUCAGUCUGGGUUUUAGAUUAAUCCAAGUCAACUUUUAAAAAGGUAAAUGACCUCCACUCUUGUGUUGCCCUUGUUGCCAUGCUGAGAAAGAGCUACCCCAGCAUGGUUCCUUUCCAUUUUAUUUGUGUGUGACCUUGAGGGUUUGAAUUCUUCAGCAGCCUUUACUUGGUUAACCUUUGUCAUAUAUUCACAUUCUGGUCACAGUGUGCCACACUUUAAGCACUUUUUCUCCCAACUAUCGUUGUAUUAGAAACUGGCAAUGUUUGUCAGAAAGGGCACUGCAUGUGGGUAAAAGUAGGACGUUGGAACAGACUGAAAGAUUCAAUGUUUUGUCAGUAUAAAGACUAAAGCUCGAGUUGGAUCACAAAAAUAGAAUGGCAGUGAUUGUAUGUAGCCUACGCUCACGGCUAAACUCCUAUAUUUCAGUACGACUAAACUUUCAGUAUUGUGCUGGCUCUUUCCCUAUAAAUAGGCUGGUAGCCUAUGGUCGAUUUAGAUUUACAGUAACAGUGGGGAGUUUUUUUGUUCUUAUUGUAAGUCUGUUUGUUAGUACUUUUAUUAUUACAAUGUAUUAUUUUUUAUAGAAUACCCACGGUGCUGCCUUUGACCUACAUUUCUAAACUGUUGUUUAAUUUUUGGGAUAUUUUUGGAAUGCAUGUCUCUCUUAGCUAGAUGGAAUAUGCGGUUAAUUUUUCGCUUACGAAACAUAAUCCAUUUACCGAAACUUAUUUAGCUAAGAUGUGGAUAAGUGAAUUGUCAUAUAAAAUAUGUUUCUCAUACAGAUUUCCUGGUGCCUCAAACAACUCCGCAUGUAUUAAAUCACA